AUGCCACGCACCCGCGGGGACAAGGGGACCCCCAAGGACACGGAGCCCCCGCAGAAGGGGAAAGUGGGGGGGCGAGCGGGGGAGAAACCCCCCAAAGCCCCCGAGGAGCCCCCCGCCCACAAGAAUUCCGGCUCCGAUCCCGCAGGCGCCCGGGCAGAAGAGCGGGAAGAAGGGCUCCGGGGACCCCACGCCGCGGCCACCAAGACCUACUCCCCCUUCCUCACACCGUCUUCGGCAAGGAGCGGGCUGUCGCCGGAGGAGCUGGAUGAGCUGCUGGACGCCUUCAAGGAGUUCGACACGGACCAGGACGGUACAUCCUACAAGGACCUGGGCGAGUGCAUGCGCACGCUGGGUACAUGCCCACCGAGAUGCCUCAUCGAGAUCUCCCAGCACAUCAAGAUGAGGAGUGAUGGGGGGCGCGUGGACUUCGAGGACUUUGUGCAGAUGAUGGGGCCGAAGCUUGCGGGAGAGACGGCGCACAUGGUGGGCGUCAGGGAGCUCAAGAUCGCCUUCCGCGAGUUCGACAUGAACGGUGACGGGGAGAUCAGCACGGCCGAGAUGCGCGAGGCCAUCGCGGCCCUGCUCGGGGAGCAGCUCAAGGCGCAGGAGGUGGACGAGAUCCUGCAGGACGUGGACCUCAACGGGGACGGGCACGUGGACUUUGACGAGUUCGUCAUGAUGUUGUCGUCCCGGUAACGGGGCCUCCGGGCAG
Molecule: messenger RNA, 712 nt
Organism: Chiroxiphia lanceolata (lance-tailed manakin)
Lineage: Eukaryota; Metazoa; Chordata; Aves; Passeriformes; Pipridae
Product: calcium-binding protein 2-like
Molecular function (GO): calcium ion binding
Source: RefSeq, a predicted model, not a curated record